CAAUACUUCCAGCAGCAAUGAAUAUCCAGGACUUUUUUCAUAAACUGGAAACAGAAAACCGAUGGAAAAAUGACUUUGGUAUGUUACACUUUGAAUCCUAUGAGAUAGCGUCUCGCCUUCAUACAUCAUCAGCUAAAAGUGAGCAGAAUAGGAGCAAAAAUCGAUAUGUUGAUGUUUUACCCUAUGAUGAAACAAGAGUGAGACUGAAAAGUGCAAAUGAUUAUAUCAAUGCCUCUCAUGUUGAGCCUCCUUUUGUGGACCUACAUUACAUCUGUUGCCAGGGUCCUAUGAUGAGCACAAGCAUGGACUUUUGGCAGAUGAUUUGGGAUGAAAAUACAUCAGUAAUAAUAAUGCUCAAUCGAAUAAUUGAGAACAACAGGUUAAAAUGCCAUCCCUACUGGCCAACUGGUGAGGAAGAUGAAGAUGGGGACGUUGACAACAUUUUUACAACCCCUCAAUACUCAGUGACGCUUAUUUCCAAGGAAGAUUACAAUUUUUAUGCUAUCAGCGAAUUGAGCAUAGUUAAACUUGCCACAAAUGAAGAGAGAAAGAUUUUUCACCUCCAUUAUUACGAUUGGCCCGAUUUUGGGGUACCUGAAUCGCCUACAAAGUUUCUUGAAUUCUUGAAACUGGUAAGAUCAUAUUAUAAAGACUGCAAAGGAGCUCCAGUUGUACAUUGUUCAGCAGGAAUUGGAAGGACUGGAACUCUGGUUCUUGUAGACACAAUUUUGACCAUAACAGAGGAAAAGAGGACUCAAAACAUUGACAUUUACUCAAUCCUCAUCAGUAUUCGGCAACAUAGGCUUGGUCUUGUUCAAACUCCUGACCAACUUCGGUUCUGCUUUAUAGCAAUUCUCACUGGAAUGCAAAAUAUAGAUACGUCAGAUUUUACGAAUGAAAGGAUCUCAGCAGAGAUAGACAUUGAUGUAGAGAGCUCCGAGGGAAGUGUCCAUUAUAUGGACUCGGACGACUCUGAGCUUGAAACUGAUGAGGAAGAUGAUUACAUGGUAGAUGGUGAUGGUUCAGUUGAUGGGUCAGUUGAGGACGAGGUCGAGGAUGAGGAUGAUAUUCUCAUCAAUGAAGCUGACAUUGCGGUGUUAAGCAAAGGCAGCGAUAAGGAGUCUGACAGGGAGGACGAGGUAGUCUCCCCAAGCAGUAUUGAUUUUCUUCCCAAAUCUGCCGAGCUCAUGACUCCUGAUGAAUCUGUUGAAGCUAUUUCCGAGUCAGCCUCACCACUGUCUGAUCUACAAGCUAACUCCGACUCAUCUCCCGAAAUUCCAGAGGUUAGUGCGAUGGAAGUAGACAAAGAAUUUUCUACAACUGAAAAGGAAGAGGAAAGAAAGACGCGGAAUGCUAAAACUGCCGAUCUUGUUUCUAAUAUGAAAGAAAAGUUAAAAGCACACGAUGAUUCAACGGUCAAAAAGCAAUAUAUCUGGGAUAAUUUCGGCAAACCGCUGUUGUUUGGUUCAGCAGCAGCCGUCGGGCUUUCUAUUUUGAUCUACCUGGUGCGGUAGUUAAUGUAAGACACAAUGCUGUUAGCAGGCUUCCAUUCUAAUGCUAUCUUACGUUAAUUUACGUGUUCUAAUGGGAGAUCAACGACUAUUUUCAAGACUCAGAUUCAUAAUAUUCGAGCACAAGCAAUGACUGGUUUCAAAUAAUGAUUACAACAGACAAUGGACUUGUACUUCCUCCUUGGUGGAGAAAUUAGCACUAAUUUUGUCGAAAUAAUGUUGCGGCAGCUAUUGUACAGAAAAUAUGCGGUGCGUGCAGGAUUUGGUCAGAAGUGAACGUUUUCUGCCAUAUCUGUCUUGCUAUGGGGUUUGCUGGAAUUUGGGCUACUUACCAAAGAGCGUGACACAUGUCUCCCAGUGUUAUUAUAUUUUUGUGCUUAUAUGAUUGAUGUUGCCUUGUUCGGAGAUGAGGUCCGCAUUCCGCAAUAUCAUUACAUUUUAUACGGACAUGGUAUGUUAUUUAAAGGGUUGAACGAAUUGUAGUGACGCUUAAUCGUUGUAUUUUAAAGGGUUAACUAAUUUCCUGUUCAAUAAUCAGUUACAAAUUGGUGUGUUAUUGAUGAUGUAACGGGUUGAGCCAGAGUUAACAUCCAGAUAUGGUCCCUCAUACAAUAAAGUAAAAGUAGGUCACGUGUUAAUUAAUUAGUAAUUACUGUUAAUUAGUAAUUACUGUUAAAAGCUGGAUCAUUCUCACCUUGAUAAUGCAAAGUGUCAAAAGUAUGUUCAUUCUGGCCCAUACCCUGUAUAUUUUACAUGUUUUGCUAUGAAUUAUUAGAACUAGAAUUAGAAGCAAGAGAUAUAAUACUGAUACAAAAUAUUCAAUAAGAAUCUGUCUUGACAUGUUAAUUGUGUUGAACACGAUCAUUGGUAUAUAUAACAAUGUAAUAACAUGUUAUUAUAUUAUAACAUGUUAUUAUAUUAUAACAUGUUGUGAAUCAUUUGUAAGACCACAUGUCUAACAGCUCAGACGAAAUGAAUUGUUUUUAUGAUUAUAUGCAGUAUGUGGUUCGUUAAAUGCAACUUGUAUUCUGAUAUUUACACAUAUAUAUAUAAUGAAGAAUAUGAAGAGCUCUGUUGAAAUAUGUGAGCCAGUAACUUUUACUAUUUUAGACUCAGACUAUGCCUAAUAAUAACUAAUUAACAGUUAUACGAGAAGUGUACACGGUUUUGAAGUUUGGCGCCGUGUUUUAUACAUAAACCACGCAGUGUUUGCAUUGAUCUAUACUCUGCUGACAAACUUUAUAACUUAGAUUGUAUCUGUGUCAUUGUAUAAGUUUGUCUGGUCCAAUGUGUGUUGCUAAUUGUUGUUUGGAAUAUUGAACACUUCUCCUCAUCCUGCUUAUAUCUACAUAAACUCUCUCUCAUUUCUCAGCAGCGAU
Bolinopsis microptera is the source of this 2890-nucleotide messenger RNA. Its product is annotated as tyrosine-protein phosphatase non-receptor type 2-like. The coding region runs from base 18 to 1514 and encodes 498 amino acids. Gene Ontology annotation, biological process: peptidyl-tyrosine dephosphorylation; negative regulation of receptor signaling pathway via JAK-STAT; negative regulation of ERK1 and ERK2 cascade. The record is from RefSeq and is a predicted model, not a curated record. The transcript has 2 exons. Gene Ontology annotation, molecular function: protein kinase binding; non-membrane spanning protein tyrosine phosphatase activity. Gene Ontology annotation, cellular component: cytoplasm; nucleus. NCBI's taxonomy places the organism in Eukaryota, Metazoa, Ctenophora, Tentaculata, Lobata, Bolinopsidae.